AUGGCAGCGCCUGUGGCAGCAGUAGUGCUCCUCCUCUUCCUCCUGCAACUGGCCUCCUUGUACCCCAGCGCGAUCCUUGCCGAUGCGGUGCUUGGUCGGAAGGCGGGACUCCUCGUCAUGGACGACGCCGACGAGCCGGCGGAGAGUAUUAAUACCCCGGCGGCGGCUGGGCCGCCGGGGAGGUACGCCGUGAUCUUCGAUGCCGGCAGCACGGGGACCCGGAUGCACGUCUUCAGGUUCGACAACAAGAUGGACCUCGUCGGGAUUGGCCACGCCAUCGAGUUCUUCGCCAAGGUGAAGCCUGGGCUAAGCUCAUAUGCUGGGCAACCCCAAGAGGCCGCAAACUCCAUACUACCUCUCGUCAAGAAGGCCAAGAGGGUUGUCCCUUCGCAGCUAAUGGAGAAAACCCCUCUUAAGCUUGGAGCAACUGCAGGGUUGAGACUUAUCGGAGACGAACGAGCCGACAAGAUUCUUGAAGCGGUUAGGGAUCUUGUCCACACCAAGAGCCAAUUCCAAUACAACCCUGAUUGGAUCAAUGUUAUUGAAGGAUAUCAAGAAGGGUCUUAUCUAUGGGUUGCUCUAAAUUAUCUGUUGGAUAAACUGGGAGGGGAUUACUCCCAGACGGUCGGUGUAGUUGACAUGGGAGGUGGAUCCUUGCAAAUGGCCUAUGCCAUUUCUGCAAAUGAUGCCGCAAAGGCUCCUAAAGUACCGGAUGGAAAUGAUCGCUAUGUUACAAAAGAGUAUCUUAAAGGGAAAGACUAUAACAUCUAUGCUCACAGCUACUUGCACUAUGGUGCUUUUGCAGCUCGAGUAAAGAUUCUAAAUGCAAAGUGUGGACAAUUUAGUUUCUGCAUGCUGCGUGGAUUCAAAGGUAACUACACAUACAAUGGGCAGCAAUAUGAUGCAACCGCCUCACCUGAAGGAGCAGUGUAUGAAAAAUGUAGGGAAGAGAUAACUAAGGCACUAAACCUGAGUGCCCCAUGUAACACAAAGAGUUGCACCUUCAAUGGUGUGUGGAAUGGGGGAGGUGGAGCUGGUCAGGACAACCUCUACCUUGCAUCAAGCUUUCACUUUUUGGCCGCACAGGUUGGGAUCAUAGAUGGGAAAUUCCCCAGUGCAAAGUCGACCCCUUCUGCGUUCAGAGUUGUUGCAAAGAAGGUUUGCCAAAUGAGUGUUAAAGAAGCAAAAGCUGCAUACCCCAGUGUUCAGGACAUCCAUGUGCCAUACUUGUGCAUGGAUCUUACUUACCAGUACACAUUGCUCGUAGACGGCUUCGGCCUGAAGUCAAUAAAAAAGGUCACAUUGGUAUCCAAGGUGAAGCAUGGAGAGUACUACGUUGAAGCUGCGUGGCCUUUGGGUACUGCCAUUGAGGCAUUGUCACCUAAAAAGGGGCAUGGAUCUACAUGA
Molecule: messenger RNA, 1407 nt
Organism: Miscanthus lutarioriparius
Lineage: Eukaryota; Viridiplantae; Streptophyta; Magnoliopsida; Poales; Poaceae
Source: the annotation of a GenBank genome assembly